AUGUCCAAGCUCAUUGUUGUUACCGGUGCAACUGGCCUACAAGGCUUAGGGGUUAUUGAUGCCUUGUCUGCGAACCCCGAAUGGAAAAUCCGAGGCGUUACCCGAAAUACGAACAGCGAAAAUGCUAGGAGACUAGUCGAGCGAGGCAUUGAAAUGGUAACCGCAGACCUAGAUGAUGAAGAUAGCCUCGUCAAAGCUUUCGUCGGCGCACACGCCGUUUUCGCCGUUACAGAUUUCUACGAGCCCUUUGGUACUGGGAUAGGGCCUGAAAAGUCCAAAGAAAUUGAGUACGAUCGAGGUGUGAGGUUGGCCCGUGUCGCUGCGAAGAUUCCCACUCUCGAAAAUUAUUUUUGGAGCACCUUACCUGCUGCGAGCAAGUUAACAAAUGGGGAGGUGGAGGUUCCACAUUUCGAUGCGAAAGGAGCCAUUGAUGAAUAUAUCAAGAACGACCCGGUCUUGAACGCAAAGACUAUCUUCCUUUUGACUGGGUUCUAUCCAUCAAAUUUUGGCUAUCCGCCUUUUACUCCAGUCUAUUCUAAACCAGCUUCAAGAUGGUUGCUGGUCCUCCCAGCAAGUCCUUUGUCCUACCUUCCCUCACUGGGCUCAGUGAGUAAUAUCGGCGUUACCGUUAGCGGACUUUUGCAGAAUCCAUACCCCCGAACAGCGAGCGGAUCCAAGGGGGGUCGAUAUGUUCACGUAACGACUGGCAAGUAUCAGAUACAGGACUAUUUCUCCCGAUGGGCAGAGAUUGCAGGAAAGGGGAAACUCCAAGUUCUAUCAGUUCCAUUCGAGCAGUUCGAAGAGCUACAUGGAAUGUGGGGGACUGAGCUAGGCCUUAUGGUGAAGUUCUGGGAAUUUGCUGGAGCUCCAAAGAUGUGGGGGACGGUCGGAGAAGGCGAUGUGAUGAUCGAUUGUCGUGAUCUUGAGGGCGUGAAGGAACGUCUCCUUACUGCUGAAGAUGCCUGGAGACUGAGGAAGUGGGAUUGA
This is a messenger RNA of Talaromyces amestolkiae, 987 nucleotides long. RefSeq lists its product as uncharacterized. Lineage: Eukaryota; Fungi; Ascomycota; Eurotiomycetes; Eurotiales; Trichocomaceae. The transcript is spliced from 2 exons. The record is from RefSeq and is a predicted model, not a curated record. Bases 1 to 987 code for a protein of 328 amino acids.